AUGAAGCCAGCGCUCAAGGCUGGCAAUCUCUCUGGUAGCCCAUCUCUUCUAAGUCGAUCUAUAUGCUUUCGGAUCAUCAACUCUACCAUCCCGGGACACGCUCUUGGUCCUAUAAUGGAGACCAGCACGACGGAAACGGACUUGAAUUCGGGCGCGACGUCGUCAGCAGCCCCGCGUGAUCAGUCCAGCAUAAGAGAUCCGGACGGAAAUUGGGUGCAGCAUCACCAACAGUCCCGCCUGAUCAGUCAAAGUCUGUCUACCAACUUGAAACCGCGCACGCACUGGACAAGACUUGCCCAAAUCCUUCGAACAGAUUUACCCCCUCAAUCCAACCGCACACAGGUAGCCCUCGCACGCGCUUCAGGGAUCAAAAUGCGCAUCGUUCGACGACAGCCUCGAGAAGGCUAUUCUGGAUCUUUCCCAUCACGGCAAGCAGUGGAGAAACGGCCUCCACUCACCCACCCCCGUCUUGCGACACCACGAGCCGUAAAAGGGUCAUCGAAAAAAGGCCAUGGAAUGGCGCGGGCACCGAUGCGACCCUUCAGGCCGGUUCGUCGGCCCAGGGUGGCGGACCCCUCUGCAACGAUACUCACCGUAAGUUUGCAGCCUGCCGUGACGGAAUCGGUACCGCGCUGA
This is a messenger RNA of Letharia columbiana, 636 nucleotides long. RefSeq lists its product as uncharacterized. The record is from RefSeq and is a predicted model, not a curated record. Bases 1 to 636 code for a protein of 211 amino acids. The transcript has a single exon. NCBI's taxonomy places the organism in Eukaryota, Fungi, Ascomycota, Lecanoromycetes, Lecanorales, Parmeliaceae.